CCUAUUAUCAUAUCCAUGAUUCUCCACAAUUUGUGAUAUAUUUUUUUUAUUUGCUGUAUUGAAAGUUAAAAUAGUGCUAAUUUGCUGAGAAAUUGGUUUUACUAGUCCUAGGAGAGUAGCCAACACGCAUGCGCGUUUUGUUUCCUACGCUCCCUACCCCCUCGAGCCACCAGGGGCUAGUCGUUGGAGCGCAAUGGCGGUGCACCGGGGACCUUCUUCGAAAUGGCUCUUUUCCCGGGAGCAACUGGAAACAACGCCGUCCCGCCGCAGUGGAGUCGAAUCUGAUAGGGAACUUUCUUACCGACAGCAAGCCGCCAACCUAAUUCAGGAUAUGGGCCAGAGACUCAACGUCUCUCAACUCAUCAUCAACACUGCAAUCGUUUACAUGCAUAGAUUUUAUAUGAUUCACUCUUUCACUAAGUUUCAUAGGAAUAUCAUCUCCCAAACAACCUUGUUCUUGGCUGCGAAGGUGGAGGAACAACCCAGGAAGCUUGAACAUGUCAUCAAAGUGGCCCACGCCUGCGUCAACCCCCAGGAUGCACCACUAGACACCAAGAGUAAUGCAUACCAUCAGCAAGCUCAGGAGCUGGUGAUACUAGAAACGAUAGUACUGCAGACGCUAGGUUUUGAAAUAACAAUUGAACAUCCUCACACUGAUGUUGUGAGAUGUUCCCAGCUAGUGCGAGCAAGCAAGGAUUUGGCACAGACUUCCUAUUUCAUGGCUACCAACAGGUUGUUAUCCUGACCCCGCCCCCCCACUAUGUUGCACUGUGAUGGCACACUAUAGCUUCCUGUACUGGCAGGUCCCCCUUCCUGUGUCCAACGCCCUCUUUGCGCCAGGCAGGUUUCUGGUAAACCCCUAGGGGCGGUACCGGACAGCCAGGCUGCAGCAGUGCGGUGUAUUGUACAAGGGCUCAGUGUUGGCACAUAGGGGUUGAAUGCACAAUGUGAACGUGUUGGUGGUGCUGUAGACUGUCCUCACUGACCGUUUGGUUGCUACAGAGUGCAUAUGUCUCCUCCUUCCUAAAACACAAUUGGUAGCCUGAAUAUAGCUUGCCACUAAAGAUCAGUGAAAAGAUGUAAACUAUAGCAUCUGUCCCGGUAAGUAUUAAUAACGUUUUGUUUUUUUCUUGAUUUAUGUUUGACAAAUAGAAGCUAAUAUAUACCAGGGUAACAAGCAAAUUGAUAAUUGACACACCUAAUACUCCAGUAGUAAAAUGAUCAUCCAUAAUUCUCUCUAAUAUAUGAAUGACUUGUAUGCUAUAGGUAUCCUAUUCUUUACCUUAGUAGAAUAUAAACAUUACAGUUCAUUAUUUUCCUAAAUUUAAUUUUAGUAACUGUACUUGCCCUGACUUAGAUGAAUAAUUUUGCUAUCCUAUCAACAGCAGUAUUCAAUGUCUGGACAGAGGGCAACAAAUGUUAGUUUUUUUACAGUCAAAAGGAUACUUCCAUAAUUAAUGUAUUGCCCAGAUUUUUGCAAUGCAAGAAAAUUGAACCAUUUUGAAAAGGGACAUUUUAAAAAGAAAGUUGGCAAAGGUAUGAGUGAGAUGGCAUAACUUGACAGGCUGGUCUGGAACAUAGCAGGUGGAUGGUGGGCAUCAAUUAUCUCUAGGAAACGAGCUUGAUCCCAAUAAAAUACCCAGUACUCUCAAAGAACAAGUUUACCGUCUAGGUUGUCCUCAAUGUAUCAGUUUUCUAAGGUAAGAUUCUGUAUGAAAUGGUAAGAGAAACAGCCACGAUCAUCCAUCAUAGAAAACCACCGUGGUACGUGCCUCUGCCACUCACUCUCUCAACAGUCUGGAAUAUGAAGGCAGUAUUAUAAUAUGGACUGUAUGCAUGCAGAUCAGCUGUACUCUGAGCUUUAUUAGACCAGAGACAUGGCUCUAGUCUGGAGACACCAUAGAGAUGUUCAAACCUCUCCUCGUGGACCCCCGGCCCUUCCACAACUAGCACACCUGAUUCAACUUGUCAACUAAUCGUCAAGUCCUUGAUUAGGUGAAUCCGUGCUCUAGUUCAGGAUUGCAACAGAACUGUGAAACGUCUGGGAUUUCCCGGGGAAAUGUUUGAAAACCACUUCCUUUGGGUCUUCAGCCAUGUCCCAGGGCUAGUGCUAAUGUCCUGUAUUCCAACCCUAGAACUGUAGCUAACGGGUGUCUCCUCUGUGCUCUUCCCUCCGACAGCCUCCACCUCACCACGUUCUGCCUGCAGCACAAGCCCACAGUCAUCGCCUGCGUCUGCAUCCACCUGGCCUGUAAAUGGUCCAACUGGGAGAUCCCGGUCUCCACUGAUGGGAAACACUGGUGGGAGUACCUGGACCGCAC
Oncorhynchus keta (chum salmon) is the source of this 2321-nucleotide messenger RNA. RefSeq names its product cyclin-T2-like. Gene Ontology annotation, molecular function: cyclin-dependent protein serine/threonine kinase activator activity. NCBI's taxonomy places the organism in Eukaryota, Metazoa, Chordata, Actinopteri, Salmoniformes, Salmonidae. Gene Ontology annotation, biological process: regulation of transcription by RNA polymerase II; positive regulation of DNA-templated transcription, elongation. The record is from RefSeq and is a predicted model, not a curated record. Gene Ontology annotation, cellular component: cyclin/CDK positive transcription elongation factor complex; nucleus. The coding region runs from base 194 to 745 and encodes 183 amino acids. The transcript is spliced from 6 exons.